Messenger RNA from Anolis sagrei ordinatus, 1656 nucleotides. RefSeq names its product dihydrouridine synthase 2 (gene DUS2). The record is from RefSeq and is a predicted model, not a curated record. Gene Ontology annotation, cellular component: cytoplasm. Lineage: Eukaryota; Metazoa; Chordata; Lepidosauria; Squamata; Anolidae. Gene Ontology annotation, biological process: tRNA dihydrouridine synthesis. Gene Ontology annotation, molecular function: flavin adenine dinucleotide binding; tRNA dihydrouridine synthase activity; tRNA binding.
GGCGGGCUGUUCGCCGGGCAGAGAGCGCAUGCGCAGAGGAAUAGGAACGUGGAGAGCAGAGAGGCGGCAAUCCAGAUGACAGUGAACACCACUUCCCUCUGUUUCCAAAACAAGGCCAUAUUGGCUCCAAUGGUGCGGGUGGGGACCCUGCCAAUGCGGCUCCUGGCUCUGGAUUAUGGUGCUGAUAUUGUUUACUGUGAGGAAUUGAUUGACAUAAAGAUGGUUCAAUGCAAGAGGAUUGUGAAUGAAGUGCUUGGAACAGUCGACUUCGUUGCUCCCAAUGAAAGAGUGGUGUUUAGGACCUGUGAAAAGGAAAAAGACAGUGUUGUCUUUCAGAUGGGGACGGCAGAUGCUGAGAGGGCCUUAGCAGUAGCCAAACUUGUAGAAAAUGAUGUGGCUGGCAUUGAUGUCAACAUGGGAUGCCCCAAAGAAUAUUCCACAAAGGGAGGCAUGGGGGCUGCGUUGCUAUCUCAUCCUGAUAAAAUAGAAUCAAUUCUAACAACGCUUGUCAAAGGAGUUUGUAAGCCUGUGACCUGCAAAAUCCGGAUCCUGCCAACGAAAGAAGAAACAAUCAGUUUGGUCAAGAGGAUAGAACGUACUGGAGUUGCUGCUAUUGCCGUUCAUGGAAGGAAGAAAGAAGAGAGGCCUCAGCAUUCCGUCCACUGUGAUGUGAUCAAAGCGAUCUCCGAAACAGUCUCUAUUCCAGUAAUAGCCAAUGGCGGAUCCCACGACUUCAUUAAAGAACAUUCUGAUAUCGAGGCCUUCAGGGAAGCGACCGGGGCAUCGUCAGUGAUGGUGGCCCGUGCUGCCAUGUGGAACCCCUCUGUCUUCAGGAAGGAAGGUCCAUGCCUCUUGAAGGACGUCAUGCGGGAGUAUAUCAAAUAUGCAGUCAGAUACGACAAUCAUUACACCAACACAAAAUACUGUUUGUGCCAGAUGUUAAGGGAACAGUUAGAAAACGCACAAGGGAAGAAGCUCCAUGCUGCUCAGUCCAUGCAAGAAAUCUGUGAAGUCUUUGAGAUGGGCAGUUUCUACGAAGAAACAACAGCUCUUCUGGAAGGGAAAAAAGUGUCGCUGGAAGCCAAGGACCAAAGUGAAGAGGACCAAAUAGAAGACACAGGCGUGAUAAAAAUGGCGGUUAGAUUUGAUAAGCGAGAAUAUCCCCCGCAGAUCACACCCAAAAUGCAUCUUUUGGAAUGGUGUAGGAAAGAGAAGCUCCCUCAACCGGUUUACGAGACGAUCGAAAGGCCACGGGACAGACUCUUCUGUUCUGUGGUCACUGUAGCAGAACAAAAGUACAGCUCAACGUUAUGGGAGAAGUCCAAAAAGUUAGCGGAACAAGCGGCGGCCGUGGCCUGUCUCAGGGCGCUUGGCCUCCCAGAGGGGAAACUGAGCGAAGAGGCAAAUCACUUGGGCAACAAACGCAAAAGGCAAGACCAGGAAGUUUUGAACAAUGGAGACCAUGGAAACAGCUUGGAAACAGAAGCCAGUUGUAAGAAACCUCAUUUUCCUCCAGAAGUGUGUAACUCCAGCAUUUCCUAAGUGCCACAGAAGAGUGGAAAUAGACAUUUUACAUCUAUGCAGCAGUUUAUCAUAUGUUCUACAGUUGAUGGUGGUGGUGAUGGAAUGGUUAAUGUGAGUAUUAGUUCUAGAGGG